CUUGAAUUCGACGAUGGCUGGUAUCACUGUCAAGGACGUCAAUGCUCAUGCCUUUAUCAAGGCCUAUGCUGCUUAUUUGAAGCGUACCGGUAAGCUUGAUGUCCCCAAGUGGGCUGAUCUUGUCAAGACCGGUACCUUCAAGGAAUUGGCUCCCUAUGACCCCGACUGGUACUUUGUCCGUGCCGCUUCCGUUGCUCGCCACAUCUACAUCCGCAAGAGCGUCGGUGUUGGUGCUUUGAACAAGGUUCACGGUGGCCGUGUCAACCACGGUUCCCGUCCCUCCCAUCACGUUGAUGCUUCCGGCUCCGUCAACCGCAAGGUUCUCCAGUCUUUGGAAAAGAUUGGUGUCUUGGAAAAGGACAAGAAGGGUGGUCGCAGAAUUACCCAGGAUGGUCAGCGUGAUUUGGAUCGUAUCGCCAUGACUCUCGCCGAAGACGAAGAGUAAAUACUCCCUUUUACUCUCUUACCAUUCGUAUUUUUUUCUGCAACAAUAUUAAAAAUGAUCUCAAGGGGUCCAAUUCACUCAUAGAAGAAUGAGAGAACAAUGCAUGAGUGAAUGAUUGUAUGAAUAGCGUGUGAGGGUUGAGGAAAUUAUUCGGAUAUAUGUUGCGUAGGUGCGAAGAAAACUCAUUGAAACGCUAUUCAUGCAUCAAAGCAAAAUCGAGGAGUGAAAGUGCGUUUAGUUUUGGG
This is a messenger RNA of Radiomyces spectabilis, 690 nucleotides long. Its product is annotated as 40S ribosomal protein S19-A. The transcript is spliced from 4 exons. The record is from RefSeq and is a predicted model, not a curated record. Gene Ontology annotation, cellular component: cytosolic small ribosomal subunit; ribosome. Gene Ontology annotation, molecular function: structural constituent of ribosome; RNA binding. The coding region runs from base 14 to 445 and encodes 143 amino acids. Gene Ontology annotation, biological process: ribosomal small subunit assembly; translation. NCBI's taxonomy places the organism in Eukaryota, Fungi, Mucoromycota, Mucoromycetes, Mucorales, Radiomycetaceae.